Messenger RNA from Closterium sp. NIES-65, 582 nucleotides. The record is from the annotation of a GenBank genome assembly. NCBI's taxonomy places the organism in Eukaryota, Viridiplantae, Streptophyta, Zygnematophyceae, Desmidiales, Closteriaceae.
AUGUCGCCCACGCUUCCUUACAUCACUUUGGCUUCCUUACGUCACCUACGCUUCCUUACGUCACUUUGGCUUCCUUACGUCGCCCACGCUUCCUUACGUCACUCGCGUAACCUUUCGUCGCACACGCUCCCGUUCGUCUCUUGCUUCCAUUCGCCGCCCUCCCUUCCGCCCGUCGCCUUCCAUCCGCUCGUCGCCCACCCUUUUGCCUGUCGCCCUUCCUUCCGCCUGUCGCCCUCCCUUCCGCCCGUCGCCCUCCCUUCCGCGCGUCGCCCUCCUUUCCGCGCGUCGCCCUCUCAUCCGCCCGUCGCCCUCCGUUACGCCCGUCGCCCUCCCUUCCGCCCGUCGCCCUCCCUUCCGCGCGUCGCCCUCCCAUCCGCCCGUCGCCCUCCCUUCCGCCCGUCGCCCUCCCUUCUGCCCGUCGCCCUCCCUUCCGCCCGUCGCCCUCCCUUCCGCCUGUCGCCCUCCCUUUCGCCCGUUGCCCUCACUUCCGCCCGUCGCCCUCCCUUCCGCCCUGCCAUCCACGCCGCGUCGCCCUCGCCAUCCCUCCCGUCUCCCUUCCCAUCGCGCACACUUUUGCAAUAA